Molecule: messenger RNA, 940 nt
Organism: Serinus canaria (Common canary)
Lineage: Eukaryota; Metazoa; Chordata; Aves; Passeriformes; Fringillidae
Gene: RPA3
Product: replication protein A3
Exons: 4
Coding region: 69-434 (121 amino acids)
Biological process (GO): base-excision repair; double-strand break repair via homologous recombination; mismatch repair
Cellular component (GO): site of double-strand break; DNA replication factor A complex; nucleus
Molecular function (GO): damaged DNA binding; single-stranded DNA binding
Source: RefSeq, a predicted model, not a curated record
ACCGCCGCGUUCCCGGGGCCGUGUCCCUCCCUUCCUCCCUCGGCGGAAGGCGGGAAGCGGCGCCGGCGAUGGGCGACAUCCACGAGGUGCCGCGGCCGCGCAUCGCCACGGGGCAGCUGGCGCAGCACAUCGGGCAGCCCGUCUGCUUCGUGGGGCGCGUCGAGAAGAUUCAUUCUAGCGGGAAGCUCGUCGUGCUUACGGAUGGACUCGGAAAGAAUACGACUGUGGAACUGAGGGAGCCUCUGGAUGAGGAGAUUUCAGGAGUUAUUGAAGUGGUGGGAAGAGUAACAAAUCAGGCAACCAUCAUGUGUGCAUCAUAUGUCCAGUUCAGAGAAGAUAAAAGUUCAUUUGACCUGGAACUCUACAAUGAAGCACUAAAAAUUAUUCAUGAAUUCCCUGAAUACUACCCAUUUGGUACUGGGAGGAACACUUGAUUUUUUAUUAGCAUAUAUUUAGAGCUUCAGAGGGGACAACAGUACUGUGGUUUCUUGCCUGACAGCAUGGUAACAGUUGCAUUUAUUUUCAACAAAUAUACUGAAAAGACACUGUUACACGUGCUAAGUAUUGCCUAUGAAGAGUAUUUUCUUUGAAAAUGUAUUUAUUCAGCAAGGAGAACAAAUGUGAAUGUCUCACUCAGUGUAUAUAUUUAACCCUUUUGCAUCUAAGAGGCGUGUUCUCUUGCAAGAUCAGACUUGUCAGAAACUGAAGUUUUGUAAGCAUCCUUUUCUAGUUGGUAGAGGUUCUACGAUACGUUACUGGAAACUUGUAUGAGAAAAUUUGGUGGGGUUUCAAUAUAAAGAUUCUUGAUUUAAUUUGCUUUGAUAUAAAUUUAUUGUAUGGAAGGGGUAUUUUGCAUCUUGGAAAUGGAAUCUUCACCAAUAAAAAGAUUCACUGCAUUUAGCCAUUUGUUUCAGCAUUAAAUGUUAGAGUGAAAUUUUCA